GCACAAAUAAUUCAUAAUAAUCAAAGCGGGGUAUUUAUCCAUUGAUCCACUGUCAGCCUUGCCAUCUGUCUAUCUGUCCUGUCACUGUCCUGUCACUGUCUGUCAAAAUGACCAGCCUUGUCUUCGCCCCCGGGGCCUGGUAUCCCCCAACGGCCUUUGAUCCCAUCAUCCACAAAUUGAGGCCUCUGGGCUAUGCAUGUCAAACCAUUGCCUUUCCGUCCAUCCAACAAGCACCGAUCGUCGAGGAUCUGCAGCUCGACAUUGCGGCCGUGCGCACCGCGGUCGAGGACGCAGCAGACGCCGGCCAAGAGGUGAUGGUCAUCGCGCACAGCUGGGCUGGCCUGCCGGUGAACAGCGCAUUGGACGGACUGAGCAGGGAAGAGAGACAGAAAACAGGAAAGCCAGGAGGAGUGGUCCGGCUGCUGUUUCUGUCGGCGUUUCUCCCAGACGUUGGCCAGAGCCUGAUCGGGGCCUUUGGAGGCACUCCUCCACCGUGGUAUAUCCGCGAUGAGGCAAAUGGCACCGUCACAGCCAGCGAUCCCUUUUCCCUCUUUUUCCACGACGUCCCCGAUGGCCAGGAGUGGGCGCAGACUCUCCGUCCUCACGCGUGGGCGACCAAGAAUUCCCCUGCGACAGCUGCUGCCUAUCGGACGAUUCCAUCGGCGUAUCUUCAGUGCGAGCAUGACCGGGCAAUUCCCCUGUUUGUGCAGGAAGCGAUGGUCGAGAAUGCGCGGCAAAAAGGGGCGUUGAUGGAGAGUGAGACGAUCCCGACGGCGCAUACGCCGUGGCUGGUGAUGCCGGAUGCGGUGGUGGAUUAUAUCAGAAGACAGGCUGAGAGUGUUUGACUGAAGCUAUUAUCGAUGGAAUU
Aspergillus wentii DTO 134E9 is the source of this 868-nucleotide messenger RNA. Its product is annotated as alpha/beta hydrolase. NCBI's taxonomy places the organism in Eukaryota, Fungi, Ascomycota, Eurotiomycetes, Eurotiales, Aspergillaceae. The coding region runs from base 108 to 845 and encodes 245 amino acids. The record is from RefSeq and is a predicted model, not a curated record. The transcript is spliced from 2 exons.